Molecule: messenger RNA, 1585 nt
Organism: Schistocerca nitens (vagrant locust)
Lineage: Eukaryota; Metazoa; Arthropoda; Insecta; Orthoptera; Acrididae
Product: U5 small nuclear ribonucleoprotein 40 kDa protein
Exons: 1
Coding region: 205-1239 (344 amino acids)
Cellular component (GO): catalytic step 2 spliceosome
Molecular function (GO): RNA binding; protein binding
Source: RefSeq, a predicted model, not a curated record
GAGGUAGAAAUUCUACCUCCAUUGCUUUAACUCUCUUCCGUUUCUAGUAUCUUUGACACACGCUUGGUUCGUAAACAAAACGGUAUGUGUGUGAUGUGAAGGUUUUUUGCGGUGUUGUGUGGACUUGUGACGUAGUGAUAUUGUUGUUAUUGCUAAAUGUAGCUUUAUUACAUUAACUGUGACAGUCAGAAUAAAAUCAUCAAGAUGGAAGUGAAAAGGAAAGCUGAAGACAUGGCAUUGGUGCCAGAUUCAAAACGAUCUAAAAGUGAACUAGUGUCGAGUAAAGGUACCAGCAUGGUACCAAGUGACAUUCCGAGAACAUCGAGUUUGUUUGCGCCUAUUAUGUUGCUGGAGGGACAUCAGGGAGAAAUUUUCUCGGUAGAGUUUCACCCGGAGGGCCAAUAUCUGGCUUCUGCUGGCUUUGAUCGGCAGAUCUUUUUAUGGAAAGUUUAUGGAGAAUGUGAGAAUAUUUCUCUUAUGGCUGGACAUACAGGAGCAAUAAUGGAGGUCCACUUUUCUACAGAUGGAAAUACACUUUAUACUGCAAGUACAGAUUGCACAGUGGGAGUUUGGGACAUUGAAAGUGGCGUUCGCACAAAGAAACUCAAAGGUCAUUCUACGUUUGUAAAUUCGUGCCAUUCUGCAAGGCGUGGACCAGCUUUGGUUUGUAGCGGUUCCGACGAUUGCACUGUAAAAGUAUGGGAUCCCCGAAAACGUGGUCAGUGUACAACACUCACAAACCAAUAUCAGAUAACAGCAGUUACAUUCAGUGAUACAGCAGAACAAGUUCUGUGCACCGGGCUAGACAAUGAUAUCAAAGUCUGGGAUUUGAGGAAGAACUCAGUGCUGUAUAAACUCAAAGGGCACACAGAUACUGUCACCGGUCUGUCACUCUCACCAGACGGCUCCUAUGUUUUAUCGAAUUCAAUGGAUAAUACAGUUCGCAUAUGGGAUGUGCGUCCUUUUGCUCCCCAAGAACGUUGUGUGAAAAUUUUAUCGGGGCACCAACAUAAUUUUGAAAAGAAUCUUCUGCGCUGUGCUUGGUCCCCAGAUGGAUCAAAAGUGUCUGCCGGCUCAGCUGAUCGUUAUGUUUAUAUAUGGGAUACAACAUCGAGAAGAAUUUUGUAUAAACUUCCAGGACAUAAUGGCAGUGUAAAUGACGUAGAUUUUCAUCCCAAAGAACCGAUAAUUCUUUCUGGCGCAAGUGAUAAAAUGAUAUAUCUGGGAGAAAUCGAAUGAAUUGUAUUACAUUACUUAUUAUCUGCUAGGCAUUUUUCUUUUUAAUACUAGAAAAGCUCUGUUAUUGUCCAACUGACUCAAUAUAAUUUUCCUUAUAUGAAGUACAAGUUCACCAAUGGUGCACUCAAGCUGGCCCAGAUAGUUUAUUACUAUUGUAAAUAUUAUUAGAACUCAAGAUUGAAGAUUAAUUGGUGGACUAGUGUUUAGUUGUGUAAUGAAGUGCUCUACAAUAUGUGCUGAGCAAUCCACUGACUUUCAUGGACGGUGCAAAGGUCUGUGUGUGUGACAAGUGUGAAUCUGUCUAAUAUUGAUAUGAAACAGAGUAAUAAAAAUGUUUCAUUAGCUA